AUGGCCGAACAGCCCAACGACAUGACGGUCCCAUCUACUCAAGAUAUUGAGAUGAAGGAGGAAGCUGCAGAGGUAAGACAGCUCUCGGCGGCAGACAUGUUGGAAUGCGCCGCUAACUAUCAGCAGUCCUCGGUCCACAGCAUUCCCUCUACCACAGAGCACAUCGCCGGAGCCACCGAGGAAGAGGGAGUCCUUUUCAUCAACCAGCCCUUCACCGCCGACUCGGCCGUCGCGCAAACCACCCAAACUCUUCCUCCCCCAGUCGCCCAAGCUCCCUCAGUCUCGCCAUUGCCUGCUACCGCCGCUGCGCCAAUCCCCGCGUCUCUGCCCAUCUCGGCACCCACUCCUUCGCCUGCACCUACCAGACCCUCCUCCAUCCCUCCCACAGUCUCGCUGCCACCCGAGCAGGCCCGCGAGCACGGCUCCUCUGGAAGAGUCUACCUCAACAACCUCGUCACGUACUAUCUGGAGGGCACCAAGUAUUUGAUCUUCUACCGACCCGAGAAGCCGCUGAAGUGGAUGGGUGAGUUCCUUCUGAAGCGCAGUGCUGAGAUCGAGGGAGAGUAA
Molecule: messenger RNA, 567 nt
Organism: Aureobasidium uvarum
Lineage: Eukaryota; Fungi; Ascomycota; Dothideomycetes; Dothideales; Saccotheciaceae
Source: the annotation of a GenBank genome assembly